AUGCUCUCUAAUGGCAUUGAUAGUUUGAACUAUGCCCUUUUCUUCAGCACGCUCAGGUCCGAGUCAGGCUUGGGACUUGUGAGUAUAUCGCCAUAUUUCGCUUAUUUCGGAGCCAGCGGUAACUGA
Messenger RNA from Histoplasma mississippiense, 126 nucleotides. RefSeq lists its product with no specific name. Bases 1 to 126 code for a protein of 41 amino acids. The record is from RefSeq and is a predicted model, not a curated record. The transcript is spliced from 3 exons. Lineage: Eukaryota; Fungi; Ascomycota; Eurotiomycetes; Onygenales; Ajellomycetaceae.